Saccoglossus kowalevskii is the source of this 1053-nucleotide messenger RNA. Its product is annotated as lambda-crystallin-like. Gene Ontology annotation, molecular function: L-gulonate 3-dehydrogenase activity; NAD+ binding. Gene Ontology annotation, biological process: fatty acid metabolic process. The record is from RefSeq and is a predicted model, not a curated record. NCBI's taxonomy places the organism in Eukaryota, Metazoa, Hemichordata, Enteropneusta, Harrimaniidae.
UUUGAUUGUGAACAUGGCGUCGAAUACAGCCCCAACGGGCGUGAAGAACGAAAAAGUGGCUAUUGUUGGCAGUGGACUGAUUGGACAGAGUUGGGCCAUGCUUUUUGCUGGGGCAGGCUACAAUGUUAGUCUCUUUGACAUUGACCCAUCUUUUGUUGCCAAAGCAAUCAACAACAUCAAAGAACAACUCCACGAACUUGAGAAGAGCGGUAUGUUGAAAGGAGCGCUGACGGCAGAUGAACAGUUUGGUUUGAUUUCAGGAUGUGACAAUUUAUCAACAGCCGCUAAAGGUGCUAAACAUAUACAGGAGUGUGUUCCUGAAGAAUUAGAAUUGAAAAAGAAAGUUAUGUCGCAAAUUGACUCAGUUGCUGAUGACCACACUGUAUUGUCAAGCUCAACGUCUACUUUGGUGCCAUCUUUAUUCACUGAGGAUUUAAAACAUCGACAUAAUGCCUUGGUUUCACAUCCUGUAAAUCCCCCGUACUAUGUGCCAUUUGUAGAGAUAGUACCCGCACCAUGGACUGACAAAUCCGUUGUCACCAAUACUAAAAUAUUGCUUGAAGAAAUUGGUCUGAAGCCAAUCACCAUGACGAAAGAAAAACCUGGGUUUGUUUUGAAUAGAAUCCAGUACGCUAUUAUUAAUGAGUGUUACCGGCUUGUUGAGGAGGGUGUGGUCAACACAGAGGAUGUAGAUACGUGUAUGAAAUGGGGACUAGGCAUGAGAUAUGCAUUCAUGGGAGUAUUUGAAACAAUUCAUCUCAAUGCUGAAGGCGCAAAAAACUACUGUGAAAGGUAUGCAGAAGGAAUGAAGAAUGUAUCUAGAGACUUUGGUCCAAUACCCAGUUUCACAGGUCCUUUUGUAGACAAAAUGCAGGAGGAGAUCUGUGAAAGCAUUCCACUGGAUAAACUAGCAGAAAGACGUCAGUGGAGAGAUAAGAGACUGAUAGCUCUUGCUAAACUGAAGAAGGAAAUGGAUGAAGCAGAUGAUAAAUGAUCGUAGAACAGUGGGAAUGGUAUGCAAUUCACUGACUUUGAUUUAAAAGUACAUAAAAA